AUGUCUAGGGAAGAAAAACGUUUGAAACAUCGAGAGGUGCAACGUCGUUUUAUGAAACGGAAGAAGGAAAUGUUAUCGGACGUAAAGAAGUCGAUUGGAGCGCUCGAGAAACAAGUGGCUGUUCUUAAGCUUUCAAGUGAACAAAAGAUACUCGAGACAGAAAAUAGGACAUUACAACAAGAAGCAGAUACUCAAAAAGAUGUUUUGGUAGAGCUUUUACGCUCGACGUGCUUGAGAAAAUCUUCAAAACGAAGUGGAGGUGGUAAAGCAGCAACUUCGACCUUUUACGGUGCAGCAGUGGCAAGACAUUGUGUGCCAAACACUUCAUAG
Molecule: messenger RNA, 330 nt
Organism: Peronospora belbahrii
Lineage: Eukaryota; Oomycota; Peronosporomycetes; Peronosporales; Peronosporaceae
Source: the annotation of a GenBank genome assembly